This is a messenger RNA of Zychaea mexicana, 567 nucleotides long. RefSeq lists its product as uncharacterized. The record is from RefSeq and is a predicted model, not a curated record. The transcript is spliced from 2 exons. Bases 1 to 567 code for a protein of 188 amino acids. Lineage: Eukaryota; Fungi; Mucoromycota; Mucoromycetes; Mucorales; Lichtheimiaceae.
AUGGAGACUAAUAAUACUUUGACGAGUCAAUUGGUGGGCGUUGUCUUUGGGUUGAGCGACACAGCAAUUGAAGUACCUGCACUUGGCGUCCGCAUUCCAAUUCUCGAACUACUGCAUGCCAUCUUGAUCAACUAUACGUACCGUACUGCGCUCAAGCAAAGUCAUGUCGAGAUUGGUUGGGGCCAGGGAUUGCUUGCAACCAUUGUCAUGGCUGCUGGAGGUGGAUCGACUUCAGCCUUGUUGCUUGGCAACCCUCUUGGUAUUCUAAAGAAUAACAGGUUCUGGGGUAUAUACGGGGCAACUUACUGGCUCAUGUUUUCGAAUCCUUACUUUUAUCAAUUCCUUCAAUAUCUGUUUGCUAUUCCAUUGGUGGAGCAAGUGUUUACCGCUGCGGAUGGCAUCGUGCGGACCUCAGGAGUAGUUAAUGCUGGUAUCAUGAGUGUAGCCAGUAACAAAGAGCUCGGUGAUGACAAGUGGGCAGCCAAGAUCAUUUGCGGAGCUCUGUGUGGAUGCGGUGGUGGACUAUGGGCAGGUUUGUUGAUGCUUUGUUUUCUCAUAACCUGCUAG